Messenger RNA from Sorghum bicolor (sorghum), 1208 nucleotides. Its product is annotated as MADS-box transcription factor 2. Gene Ontology annotation, biological process: positive regulation of transcription by RNA polymerase II. The record is from RefSeq and is a predicted model, not a curated record. Gene Ontology annotation, molecular function: protein dimerization activity; RNA polymerase II cis-regulatory region sequence-specific DNA binding; DNA-binding transcription factor activity, RNA polymerase II-specific. NCBI's taxonomy places the organism in Eukaryota, Viridiplantae, Streptophyta, Magnoliopsida, Poales, Poaceae. The coding region runs from base 222 to 851 and encodes 209 amino acids. Gene Ontology annotation, cellular component: nucleus. The transcript is spliced from 7 exons.
CGCGCCUCUGAACAAACCCGAAAGCCCCCUCAUCACCAUUCCUCUUCCUGCCAUGGCGAUCCCCUUUACUCCUCCCCUCCCCUCCCACCACCACCACUGCCCCUCCCAACUACACCACACCGGCACCACCACCAAACGAGCAGCUCCAGGCUCUUGCUCAAGAAGGGGAGAAGAGGCGAGCCUUUAUUGGGAAGUUGCUGGAGGAGAGAAGGGGAGGAAGGAUGGGGCGCGGCAAGAUCGAGAUCAAGCGGAUCGAGAACUCCACCAACCGCCAGGUGACUUUCUCCAAGCGCCGCAACGGGAUCCUCAAGAAGGCGCGGGAGAUCAGCGUGCUCUGCGACGCCGAGGUCGGCGUCGUCAUCUUCUCCAGCGCCGGCAAGCUUUACGACUACUGCUCCCCCAAGACAUCGCUAUCAAAAAUCUUGGAGAAGUACCAGACCAACUCUGGAAAGAUACUGUGGGAUGAGAAGCACAAGAGCCUUAGUGCCGAGAUUGAUCGUAUAAAGAAAGAGAACGACACCAUGCAGAUUGAGCUCAGGCACCUUAAAGGUGAAGAUCUAAACUCACUGCAACCCAAAGACCUGAUCAUGAUUGAGGAGGCACUUGAUAAUGGACUGACGAACCAGAAUGAGAAACUGAUGGAGCACUGGGAAAGGCGUGUUGCAAACAAUAAGAUGAUGGAAGAUGAGAACAAAUUGCUGGCCUUUAAACUUCACCAGCAGGAUAUUGCACUGAGCGGCAGCAUGAGAGAGCUUGAGCUGGGUUAUCAUCCUGACCGGGACUUGGCGGCCCAGAUGCCAAUCACCUUCCGCGUGCAGCCCAGCCAUCCCAACUUGCAGGACAACAAUUAGACGGCUGGAAUACCCCCCAUUCCACUUGCCGUCUCAUUUGAAGAUUUCACACACCACCACUGGCUUGUAUGUCCUCUCAUGCGUUGCCAACUGUAUCUUUUCUUUCCAGUAUGUUUGGAUGAAUGUAUAAUGUGUGUCAGUCGAUCUUUAGCACACGUUCUCAGCUGGUCUAUCCUCCUUCAGGAUGGCGCCAGCAGCAGAACUGCAACGUGAGUAACUUGGUACUGUAUGACUGUGUAUUCACUGCAUCUGCCGGACAGUGAAUCUAUGCGCUACUAAAACAGUGGUGGACAAACCAUGAUGUAAUAUUUGUGUCGGAGUGUCAAUGACACGUAUUUGAGUUUUCACUAUAUGUUA